AUGUUACCAUAUUUAUAAAAGGAAAGAUCAAAUUCAUUCAAUGUAAGAAAACCAACUGAGAGAUAUUCAAUUCAUGCUGACGUAACUCCAUUAGGUGAAGGAAGAGGAGUAUUUAUCAUUUUAAUUUUGAAUAAUGAAGAGUUUAUAGGUGAACUUAUUCAAAAUCCUCAUUAUCUUCAAUUUCUUAGAUAUAAAGAGUUUUUAAAUGAGAUGUAAAUCAAAUAAUUUGUAGUAUAUUUAUAAGAAUAAUUGAUCUAAUCAACAAGCAAAUCACAUACUUAACAUUAUUGUACAUUUUCAUAAUAAUCAAAAAAAAUUGAUUUAUUAAAUACAUCAAGUAGAGAAAUAUAUGAAGUAUUAUUUGAAUUUGCUGAAAGAAUUAAUAAAGAUAAAUAAUUUAAUUAUGUUUUUGGAGUUGAUUUUAAUAUGGUACAUAAAAGCAAAUUUAAAAGUAUAUUAUUUUUAAGUGAAACAAGAAUUGAUUUAUCAAUAAUGGAAUUAAUUUAACCAUAAAAAAUAACAAGAGGAAGAACUUUCUCUCAUUAAAGUGUCAUUCAAACAUCAAAGGAAUAAUCAGAAAUAUUGGAUACAGAUAAUAAAUAUUAAUAAUUAGCAUCUAAUAAAAGAAGUAAAGAAAUUAAAUAAUAUCUAAAAGAAUAAAAUAAGUUGAAAUAAGAAACAAAAAACAAAGAUUAAUUUAUGAUUAAGAAAAUUGCAUUAACUGAAAAAAUUGAACCUUAAAAAUAAUAAACUGAAUUACCUCAAAAAUGUAAAUAGGUAUUAUAGGGAUUUUAGUUAAUUUUUGGAAUUAAGACAAUUAAUAUGGAUAGAGAUUUAUUUUCUUAAUUUCUUUUAUUAUGUGAAAUGACAAUAUUAUAUACUACAAAUAAGAUGCUUCAAAUUUCAAUUCAUAAAAUAGAAGAGAGUAAGAGAUUAGAAGUAAUUUUAAAAUAAUUAUUUUUUGAUUAUAAAAUCCUUAAAUCUAUGAAUAUUAAAUUAUAGUAAUUGAAUCCAACAUUAACUAGAUGUUUACUAAGAUUUUUAAAAUAAGGUUUAGAAUAUGAUAGAUAAAAUAGAUUAUUUUGGGAUGAUUUUUUAAGAUUUAAUUAAUAUUAUAUAGAUAGGAUUUGGUUUGUCUCUGAUUUUCGAUUAUUUUUAAUGCUUUUGAAUGAUGAAAAUUAAUCCUUCACUUCUAAAAUUAUGAAAGUCUAACCCCUUAAUAUUUAAAGAACUAUUUUAAAUCUUGAACCAGAAUCCUUAUAGAAUAUUGUUUACUCAUUAAUUUUUUGA
This is a messenger RNA of Paramecium pentaurelia, 1290 nucleotides long. Lineage: Eukaryota; Ciliophora; Oligohymenophorea; Peniculida; Parameciidae. The record is from the annotation of a GenBank genome assembly.